This is a messenger RNA of Phanerochaete carnosa HHB-10118-sp, 555 nucleotides long. RefSeq lists its product as uncharacterized. NCBI's taxonomy places the organism in Eukaryota, Fungi, Basidiomycota, Agaricomycetes, Polyporales, Phanerochaetaceae. The coding region runs from base 1 to 555 and encodes 184 amino acids. The transcript is spliced from 2 exons. The record is from RefSeq and is a predicted model, not a curated record.
AUGUGCUCAGAUGUCAAUGUGUAUUUUAACUUACCAUUUUUGCUCUGUGAGCUCACACUGACUCUCUUCAGACUUACUCAGCAUUGUGACCAAAUCCAUCAGGCUGUAGAAGAAUUCAAAGAGCAGUAUAGUGAAAAGAACACCGUCAGCAUUGAGAAGCUCCUGCAUAAUGACUAUAUGUCAUCUGAGUACUCAUACUCUGGCGAGACAGAAUUAGAUGCCCACAAAGAUCCUCAAGAAAGCAGGAAGCUUGAGGACCACAAUGGCAGAUGUGCCACCAAGCUCUGUGUUCGUGGUGUCUCUGACAAGAACUAUGAUGGACCGCCACCAAAGAGUCGCCCUCUCUUUGCAAGCUAUGUCAAUAAUGAUUGGGCUCAGUGUACCAGUAUGAUUGGUCAUUUCAAAGUUCUUGCUGAUUUCGAGGACUAUAUGAUUUUCAAGUUGAACAUUCCUGAUAACGACUUACUAAGCCACUUCCAUCAUGCUGGCCAUUCUGACUCCGCAGAAGCAGGCAGUGGUCAAUCUGGUGAUGAAGCUAAUGAGAAGAAUGCAUAG